This is a messenger RNA of Closterium sp. Yama58-4, 1269 nucleotides long. NCBI's taxonomy places the organism in Eukaryota, Viridiplantae, Streptophyta, Zygnematophyceae, Desmidiales, Closteriaceae. The record is from the annotation of a GenBank genome assembly.
AUGAGGGCUGGUGUUGAUAUCUUUGCUCUUGACUAUGAUGCUAUUAUUGCUGCCAUGUAUGCAUUGACUGUUAGUGCCGAGGGAGACUGUUACUUGUGUGUGCCGCCUGACCCAGGUAUAGAGCCCGCUGCCCUGGGUACUAGUGAGUCUGCUCUCUCUGGUAUGGUGCCCCCUGUACUUGCUCCCUCCAGUGCUGUCCCGGCUGUUUGCGAGUCUGCUCUCUCAGGUACAGCACCCACAGAGACUGCUCUCUCAGGUACCGCACCGGCUGAGGCCUGUCACACCUUCACCCUUGACUCAGUCCUUGCCCAGUCCACCACUGUGCUCCCUUGUCCGGCGGUUCCGUCUGGCUCGUUGUCGGGUUUCCACCUCCCCUCGUUCUCGACGAACCUGGUGAGCAACGCUGUCAUCCAGGAUCAGUGGGUUGACACCUUUACCCCUGGAGGACAGCGUGUGGCGAUCUGCACGUGCUCCAGGACCGGCCGUCACCUGGCUACGUUUACCCGUCGGCCGGGGUCGAGUCUCUACACACUGACCACUGCGUCUCCUCAGGUCGCUGCUGUCGGUCAGGUGUCCGCGUCAGGUCUGGUGGCCCACGCCUCCCGCGUUCGUGGCCAGGGCGGUGAGCGGUACUUUUUGCUGGUUGUCGACGACUACUCGCGUUACACCACGGUCUUCCCCUUGCGCACCAAGGGUGAGGUCCCUGCUGUUCUGAUCCCUUGGAUCCGCACAGUUCGUCUCCAGCUCCGCCGCCGUUUCCGGACGGAUCUUCCUGUCCUGCGUCUGCACUCUGACAGAGGUGGUGAGUUUUCCUCCGAUCUCUUGAGGACCUUCUGUCAGGCGGAGGGCAUCGAGCAGACCUUCACGCUUCCGGACUCCCCACAGCAGAAUGGGGUUGCUGAGCGCCGCAUUGGCCUGGUCAUGGAGGUCGCUCGUACCUCCUUGGUCCACGCGGCGGCUCCCCAUUUUCUGUGGCCGUUUGCUGUCCGGUACGCCGCGCAUCAGCUCAACCUCUGGCCCCGUGUCUCCUUGCCGGAGACCUCGCCCACACUGCGUUGGACGGGGGAGGUUGGCGAUGCGUCGCGCUUCCGGGUGUGGGGUGCUCGUGCCCUUGUCCGCGAUACUUUUACCACCCCACCUCGCGCCGGGUCUUCGCCUCUCAGGACGUCACCUUUGACGAGUCGGUCCCUUUUUACCGUCUCUUCCCCUACCGCACUGCCCCCCUCCCUCCCCCGCCGCUUUUCCUUGCUCCUGGUCCCCCUCCGGUAG